This is a messenger RNA of Odocoileus virginianus texanus, 5991 nucleotides long. The record is from RefSeq and is a predicted model, not a curated record. NCBI's taxonomy places the organism in Eukaryota, Metazoa, Chordata, Mammalia, Artiodactyla, Cervidae.
GCCCGCUACGAGUACCCUCGCUCCCCGCCGCUCUCCAUGAACCCGGCGAAAUAAGCCGCGCCUCCAGCAGGGGCUGCGCCUCCAUGAAUCCCUAGGUUUUUUCUUUCUCUCCCUGCUCCUCACCCCCACCCCGGAUCCCGUCCCGCCUUCUCCCUUCGCCGGCAGCGGCUGCGUCCAGGUGCGGAGUCCAGAGCGGAUCGCAAUGGCGUCCAACCCCGAACGGGGGGAAAUUCUGCUCACCGAGCUGCAGGGCGAUUCCCGAAGUCUUCCUUUUUCUGAGAAUGUGAGUGCUGUUCAAAAAUUAGACUUUUCAGAUACAAUGGUGCAACAGAAAUUGGAUGAUAUCAAGGAUCGAAUUAAGAGAGAAAUAAGGAAAGAACUGAAAAUCAAAGAAGGAGCUGAAAAUCUGAGAAAAGUCACAACAGAUAAAAAAAGUUUGGCUUAUGUGGACAACAUUUUGAAAAAAUCAAAUAAAAAAUUAGAAGAAUUACAUCACAAGCUACAGGAACUAAAUGCACAUAUUGUUGUAUCAGAUCCAGAAGAUGUUACAGAUUGCCCACGGACUCCAGAUACUCCCAGUAGUGACUCUCGUUGUUCCACCAGCAAUAAUAGGUUGAUGGCCUUACAAAAACAAUUGGAUAUAGAACUUAAAGUAAAACAAGGUGCAGAGAACAUGAUACAGAUGUAUUCAAAUGGAUCCUCAAAGGAUCGGAAACUCCAUGGCACAGCUCAGCAACUGCUCCAAGACAGCAAGACAAAAAUAGAAGUGAUACGAAUGCAGAUUCUUCAAGCAGUCCAGACCAAUGAAUUGGCUUUUGAUAAUGCCAAACCUGUCAUAAGUCCUCUUGAACUUCGAAUGGAAGAAUUAAGGCAUCAUUUUAGGAUAGAGUUUGCAGUAGCAGAAGGUGCAAAGAAUGUAAUGAAAUUACUUGGCUCAGGAAAAGUGACAGACAGAAAAGCACUUUCAGAGGCUCAAGCAAGAUUUAAUGAAUCAAGUCAGAAGUUGGACCUUUUGAAGUAUUCAUUAGAGCAGAGAUUAAAUGAACUUCCCAAGAAUCAUCCCAAAAGCAGUAUUAUUAUUGAGGAGCUUUCACUUGUUGCAUCACCAACACUAAGUCCACGUCAAAGUAUGAUAUCUACCCAAAACCAAUAUAGUACCCUGUCCAAACCAGCAGCACUAACAGGUACUUUGGAAGUUCGUCUUAUGGGCUGUCAAGAUAUCCUAGAGAACGUCCCUGGACGGUCGAAAGCAGCAUCAGUUGCGCUACCUGGUUGGAGUCCAAGUGAGACCAGAUCAUCCUUCAUGAGCAGAACGAGUAAAAGUAAAAGCGGAAGUAGUCGAAAUCUCCUAAAAACUGAUGACUUAUCCAAUGAUGUCUGUGCAGUUUUGAAGCUGGACAAUACUGUGGUUGGUCAAACUAGCUGGAAACCCAUUUCCAAUCAGUCAUGGGACCAGAAGUUUACACUGGAACUAGACAGGUCACGUGAACUGGAAAUUUCAGUUUAUUGGCGUGAUUGGCGAUCUCUGUGUGCUGUAAAAUUUCUGAGGUUAGAAGAUUUUUUAGACAACCAACGGCAUGGCAUGUGUCUCUAUUUGGAACCACAGGGUACUUUAUUUGCAGAGGUUACCUUUUUUAAUCCAGUUAUUGAAAGAAGACCAAAACUCCAAAGACAAAAGAAAAUUUUUUCCAAACAGCAAGGCAAAACCUUUCUCAGAGCUCCUCAAAUGAAUAUUAAUAUCGCCACUUGGGGAAGACUUGUGAGAAGAGCUAUUCCUACAGUAAAUCAUUCUGGCACCUUUAGCCCUCAAGCCCCUGUUCCUGCUACAGUGCCAGUGGUUGAUGUACGCAUCCCUGAAUUAGCACCUCCAGCUAGUGAUUCCACAGUAACCAAGUUGGACUUUGAUCUUGAACCUGAGCCUCCUCCAGCCCCACCACGUGAUUCUUCCCUUGGAGAAAUAGAUGAAUCUGUAAGAGAUUUGGAUACACCAGGACAGGAUUCAGAAACUGUUUUUGAUACUGAGAAUGACAGAAAUAGAAUACUUCCAAAAUCUCAAUCUGAAUAUGAGCCUGAUAUCCCUCAGUCAGGCCUAGAGUAUAGUGGUAUCCAUGAACUUGAGGACAGAAGAUCUCAACAAAUGUUUCAAUUCAAUCUACAAGACUUCAGGUGUUGUGCUGUCUUGGGUAGAGGACAUUUUGGAAAGGUGCUUUUGGCUGAAUAUAAACACACAAAUGAAAUGUUUGCUAUAAAAGCCUUAAAGAAAGGAGACAUUGUGGCACGAGAUGAAGUAGACAGCCUGAUGUGUGAAAAAAGAAUUUUUGAAACUGUGAAUAGUGUAAGGCAUCCCUUUUUGGUGAACCUUUUUGCAUGUUUCCAAACCAAAGAGCAUGUUUGCUUUGUAAUGGAAUAUGCUGCCGGUGGGGACCUAAUGAUGCACAUUCACACUGAUGUCUUUUCUGAACCAAGAGCUGUAUUUUAUGCUGCAUGUGUAGUUCUUGGGUUGCAGUAUUUACAUGAACACAAAAUCGUUUAUAGAGAUUUGAAAUUGGAUAACUUAUUGCUAGAUACAGAGGGCUUUGUGAAAAUUGCUGAUUUUGGUCUUUGCAAAGAAGGAAUGGGAUAUGGAGACAGAACAAGCACAUUUUGUGGCACUCCUGAAUUUCUUGCCCCAGAAGUGUUAACAGAAACAUCCUAUACAAGGGCUGUAGAUUGGUGGGGCCUUGGUGUCCUUAUAUAUGAAAUGCUCGUUGGUGAGUCUCCCUUUCCUGGUGAUGAUGAAGAGGAAGUAUUUGACAGUAUUGUAAAUGAUGAAGUAAGGUAUCCAAGGUUCUUAUCUACAGAAGCCAUUUCAAUAAUGAGAAGGUUAUUAAGAAGAAAUCCUGAGCGACGCCUUGGAGCUGGUGAAAAAGAUGCAGAGGAUGUGAAAAAACACCCGUUUUUCCGACUAAUUGAUUGGAGCGCUCUGAUGGACAAAAAAGUUAAGCCGCCAUUUGUACCUACAAUUAGAGGACGGGAAGAUGUUAGUAAUUUUGAUGAUGAAUUUACCUCAGAAGCACCUAUUCUGACUCCACCUCGAGAACCAAGGAUACUUUCAGAAGAGGAGCAAGAAAUGUUCAGAGAUUUUGACUACAUUGCUGAUUGGUGUUAAGUUCCUACACACUGUGAAACCAAGCAGACUGACUCACAAGAAGACCUCUUAAAAAUAGCCCUUCAUUUGCUCUCUGUGCCAACAAAAGCUUCUGAGUUUUUUUUUUUAACAUAUGAAGAUGUGUUUAAAAGUACUAUUCUAAUACCUUCUUGAAAAGUGGCUUUUCAGUAUAUUUUAAACAAAAUUCUGAACACUGGAAACAGUUUCAUGGAGUUUAAGCUGAAUGAACAUCAGUCAUGAAAAUCUAUCACAAAUGAAUACUUUUGGAUCAACAGUCUUAUUUCUUAAAAUCAGAGGGAAAAAAAACACUCUUCUACAGUUCCUAGCUUUGCCGUAUGCCUGCCUUAAAUGGAAGGAAAAUUAAUUAGUUAAUUUUCCUUAGGUGUGUUUUACAAAAAGAGGAAAAGAGGGCCUAGGAUGUUAUUACUAUUCACACAUAAUAUGAUUCUGUUUGAAUAAGGCAAAUGCUCUUAUUUUUUUAAAGAAAUUACUGUAAUAUCCAAAAAAAUGUAGUAAUAGUUUAUGCACAUUUUGGGGCUUUUUUAAAAUGAAAUGAAUUGAUGUCUUGUAUUAUACAUUUUCUAUAUUUAUUAGAAAAUUUUAUUGCCUUAUCUUUACCAACCAUGUAACAGAGCCUCAUAGCUUUCCAGCUGAGCUAUUUGCCAAACAAUCUUAUUAAAUCAACCAUGCUGAAACAAACAGGAACAACUAAACAUCUGCAUUUACUUAAAAUUUUAAGAAUGAGGACUUAAUGAUCAUCCUGAACCAAGAUACUGUUACCUGUAUGCAUUCCCAAAGUCUAGAUGCUUAGUACAUUCACUCAUACUUUCUUCCAGAAUCAGUGAACUGAUUGCUCCUUUUUUUGAUAUGCAUUGUACAUUUAUCAACCUAGUUCAUCUUGUUCUUGUGUCUACUGUAGAAGGGAACUAUAUCUUUGUUAAAACAUAUGGAUUAUCAUUGUAUACAUGCUGUGAACAUGUAUAUGUGCAAGUUGUAAUGUAUUCUAUGUUGUAGGUUUAUUAUUUAAUUUCACCACUUCAUCACUUUUGUACAGUGGCCAAGCAGACACCUCAGACUCCAGCAUUUACAUUAAGUGCAUUUGUACAUUUUAGGCCACUGGAUCCAGAUUUUAUAUUGGCAGUUACUGAGGGCAGAAGCAAUAUAUUAUAACAGAAUGUAUAAAUAUUUUUGAUAAAACAGUCUAUAUUUUAUAAAAAUUAUUAUAACACUAAAGCUGUACCUCAAAAGUUUCAAAAAUAAUUUGAUCAAAUACUUUGUACAAGGAUCCAUUUGUGGCUUUUUAAUGCCCUUAUAGGAAAGUCUUUUUGCAAGCCAUGACUUUUUUACUUGCCUGGAGUUUUGGGUUUUUUUCUUCGUUUUGUUUCAAUUAUUUUCCCUCCUAGUCCAUGACUUUAUUGUUUUUCCUUAGUUCAAUAAUAACAUCUUUGAUGCCAUGCUUAGCAUGUUAGGGUCAUCAUACCUCAGGAAUAGCAAGUUGUUAACUAACCAAUAAUGAAUUAACCAUUUAAUCACUAUUGUCUUAUGUCUUAAAAAAAUGCUGAAGUUUAAAUCCUAUGAGAAAAUGAAAUCCUGUUGAUUUAUAGAGGUUUUUUGAGCUUAAAACAUACAUGAGUAUUCCGCCUUGCCAGGGUAUGUUGGCAUGUCUUUGCUAUGCUCUGAGAACAGUUAAAAUUGUUCAGAGAUAAUUUCUAUUUCCUUAUAAAUUGAUUACAAACCAUGUUCCCUUGGGGGAAAAUCUUAAAGGAAAAGGGAGCAAUAUGUUGUUUUAAAAUUAUUUUAAAAUGCCAGUUCACUUCCUUGGUAAAGGACAGUAGAGGAUCUUGGCUAAACUGUCUGCUUUUAAUUUAAACAGUGUUAAUACAACGUUAAAAAAACACUAAAUACUUUUGAGGUACAGUCUGCUCACCUUUUCUGGUUCUCAAAUAUGCAUAGAAAGCAAUGUCUAAAAUAGGUUUUUAGCAUUAAAAACUGACAUAGCAUUUUGUAACUACACAGUGUACAGAAUUUUUUUUUUUUAAUUAAAGUCAAUCACUAAAAAAAUUAGAGGGCAGGGUAUAUUCACACAAUUAAGCUGAAGAAAGCACUAAUUUUUUUUUCUGUAGUUUAAAAAAUAUAUAUAUUUUAGUCAGAUUUAAAAUUUUUAAACUCUAUAGAGUGUAAAUAUAUUUUGUUAUUACUGUAUGUGUAAGUGACUGCUCAAGCACUUUGUAAGGAAAUUAGGAUAUUUUAGAAUGGUACACUAUGCAUUCAAAUGAAAUGUGCCUUUAUGUCAUUUUAAGAAAAAGUGUUUUGCAGUCAUAAAUUACCACAAAUGCACAAAUUAAAGUUUAAAUAGAUUGUAAUUUGUAACUUUGUUUUUAAGUAUUAUUUCCUUUUGGAAACUUACUAUUGGUCAAAAUAUGUAUUAGCUUUACUAUAUUCAAGAUCUUGAAGACAAGUUAACUUUAGUUAAUCUUCUUGCAGGUACUUUUAGUCCUGGGGAAGGGCAAAAUCAUUAAGACUCAAACCGAAUUUUCUACUUCACUGGUAAUACUGGGAAAAUUUUGAAUUUUUUUCCUGUAAGUUUAGUAGCAUCUUUCAUUCAGUGUUUACUUAUGCAAUGCCUUCUGUGUGCUAGACGCUAAGGAUAGAAAAGUACAAAAAAGAAAGCACCAAAGUCUUCAUAAAUGACGAAUGGUAUACAUCAAUGCUAAAAUGUAUUGUAUGUACUUUUGUUUGGGAUUAAUUUAUUUAAUUUUAGGACAUGACUUUUUGAAAAUAGGUAAAUGAAAACAGAUUACUAGCCAUUUUGUAGUCAUCUUAUUAAAAAAUUAUGAAUGGAA